Molecule: messenger RNA, 2869 nt
Organism: Bradysia coprophila
Lineage: Eukaryota; Metazoa; Arthropoda; Insecta; Diptera; Sciaridae
Product: glutathione hydrolase 1 proenzyme
Biological process (GO): glutathione catabolic process
Cellular component (GO): plasma membrane
Molecular function (GO): glutathione gamma-glutamate hydrolase
Source: RefSeq, a predicted model, not a curated record
AUCUCCGUCGGAAAGCUCAAAAUAAUAAAAUCUAAGUUUUUGGUCUAACCAUGAGAAAUCGGUCGAAAGAAAGUAGAUACAGGGGCCUAGCAGACGACAGAUACUUCAGAAGGAAUGAUUUCUAUCAAAACUACCACGAAGAUUAUUCAAUUAGCCAUCGUUGCAAUCAUAAAUUUUCCAAUCUCUUUAUGCAUAUGGUGCACAAGAAAUUCGCUGCAUUUGCAUUAUUUUCGGCAACUGCAUUCGUGAUGCUGCUCAUUUACAUAAAUUUCGAUAAACAUUUUAUUGCUGAGCGCACGGCCAAAGCUAAACUUUUUCCACCCAAUCCGGAGAUACCGCUGCCACCGUCAUCGGUAAAUGUACGUCGAUUUAAAAAUGCGGCCAUAAAUACGGAUUCCGAGGAGUGCAGUUCAAUAGGACGAUCGAUAAUGCAGAAAAAUGGAAGUGUAAUCGAUGCAACCAUUUCUGCGAUGUUCUGCUUAGGAUUGACGUCGAUGCAGUCAAUGGGUCUAGGUGGCGGCUUUCUGAUGAAUCUUUUCAUCGAAAAAGAAGGAAAAGCGUACACAAUAAAUGCUAGAGAACGAUCACCGAUACUGGCUAGAAACGAAUCGUACAACGCGCACAAGUCGGAGCAGAACAAAAUGUUUACUGGCCCUCUGUCGAUCGCUAUACCUGGAGAGGUACUCGGCUAUUGGGAGCUACAUAAACGAUUUUCCGUUAUGAAAUGGCACGAACUAAUUGAACCAACGAUCAAACUCUGUGAAAAUGGAUUCGUUCUGUCCAAACAUAUGGCCGACUCUUUUCGUUUGCAUACUGCUAUCAAGGACAUUCCAUACUAUCGUGAAAUGUUCUUGAACCCUGAUACUGGCUAUAUGCCAAGGAAGCCAGGAUCUAUAGUGAAACCACCGCAGAGUUUAUGUUUAACUUAUCGACUGUUGGCGAAAAAUGGUGGCAAGGAUUUUUAUACCGGACAAUUAGCUGAACAUAUUGUGGCCGAUCUGAGAGAAAUGGGAAGCAUCAUUACGAGAAGGGACCUGGAGUUGUACAAAAUUCUUAUAAACGAAUCGAUACCAAUCAAACUUACCGACAAUGAGACCUUGCACGUUACACCACCCCCAUCAAGUGGAUUAAUAGUUUCCUUCGCAUUGAGCAUAUUGCGAAAAUGCAAAAUAACCAAGGAUUAUCGAAAUAAGGCCGUCAUCUAUCAUCGAAUUAUUGAAGCUUUAAAAUUUGCGUUUGCUCAACGACCGAGAUUAAGCGAUCCUCUGUUCGAAGAUACUCGUUCGAUAAUUUCGUAUUUAACAUCCGUCGAAACAACCGACAGACUCAGCAAAUUUGUCAACGAUGAACAAACAUAUCAUUCGCAAUUUUACAAUCCAAAAUUUUCCAUCAAAAUAAAUUUCGGCACAUCACAUCUGUCCAUCAUAGCACCGAACGGUGAUGCAGUGUCGGUGACUAGUUCCAUAAAUUAUUAUUUCGGUUCAGGAUUAGUCGGCAGUCGAUCUGGCAUCAUAUUCAACAGUGGAAUGGAUGACUUUUCCUAUCCGCAACAAUCGAAUUAUUUCAAUUUGCCCCCGUCGCCAUUCAAUUACAUUCAGCCUUUAAAACAAGCCGUAACGUCUAUGACACCGAUAAUUAUCACCGAUAAUUUGGGAAAGGUAAAAAUCGUAAUCGGAGCAGCUGGUGGCGCUAAAAUCAUAUCAUCCGUUGUAAAUGCAUUGGUUCGGAUACUAUGGAUGGGAGAAGAUAUAAAACAAGCAAUCGAUGCACCGAGAUUACAUCACCAAUUGAUACCAAUGAUUCUAGAAUAUGAAUACGGGAAUGAACAGAGUAUAAUCAGCGAGCUUGAAAAGAGAGGACACGUUAUGGAGCGAUAUUCGAAUCGUGGUUCGAUCAUUAAUGCUUUGUACCGAAACGAAAGUGGAAUUUUCGGAAUAGCUGACUACCGGAAACUGGGCGAAGUCAUCGGUUUCUGAUUCGUUUUUCGGUGAAAUGUCGUUAUUACGUUUCGUUCGGCACUACAAUAACGACAACUGACGACCAAAAUUGUGUUUAGUAUUAAUUAAUGAGUGAUGGACAAGCAAUUGAUACAGGGAAAAUCAGCCCGUGUCAGGACAAUUUAUUGUGGAUUCGAUGUGAUGGCCAAAUCUAAGAUCAUCGAACAGUUCCUCAGUUUAUACUUACCAAAUUGAGGACUACAUUCCUAAAUUGAAGAUGCAAUUCGAUAACUUUUGUUGACUUUUUUAACAAACUUUGGUAUCACAACUCACAAAAUCUUUUGUAGUCCAUAAUAAAUGAUAGAGGGGGAAAUAUGAACAGAACAUAUCUAUUCCUCUUCAGUACAACGGUACAGGCUGAGUCUUUGCUGUGCGAGCAUGGCAGUCCACUGUCUUUGUUUAAAUUUAUCAUUCUUCGAUGAAUAUCGGGUGCGAUCGACUCAUAUAUCUAUACUGAAUAGACUGGAUCAAUAAUUAUGUAUAAGGCACGUAGACGUUGUGAAAUUCCUGUGAAACAAACCCGUUCAUUUUUUAUUUGGAGAAAAACCAUUCAGAAACGGCACCUAUUAUCGAAAAUAAAAUGACGUGAAAAUGAGUGAUUGGCUACCGCUUCUUUAUUAUAGCCAAACGUAAAAUGUUAAGGUAAAUGAAGUAACAGAUUUUAUAUCAAACACUGACAAUACUACUGAUUAUAUGGCGAUACGUUUGCCGUUUGUGAAUGGUUCAUUUUUCUUUUAUAAACUUACGGAAAACGCGACAUGUUUUUCCUUAUCUUUUGUUGAAAUAUUUAAUUUGAUUAUUUAUCUGUGAUAGUGAUAACUGUAUGUGUAAAUGUACUGAUCAUUCGUAUAAUAUAUCAUGUAAGAAUAGAA